Rhododendron vialii is the source of this 1782-nucleotide messenger RNA. Its product is annotated as organic cation/carnitine transporter 7. The record is from RefSeq and is a predicted model, not a curated record. The transcript is spliced from 6 exons. The coding region runs from base 156 to 1622 and encodes 488 amino acids. Lineage: Eukaryota; Viridiplantae; Streptophyta; Magnoliopsida; Ericales; Ericaceae. Gene Ontology annotation, molecular function: transmembrane transporter activity. Gene Ontology annotation, biological process: transmembrane transport. Gene Ontology annotation, cellular component: membrane.
AAACUGAAAUUGGCCCAACGAAGACCCGUCGUUGCAUCGGACAUCUUUUCCAUGAGGUCCCUAUUACAAAUACCACAGGGAUUCAGUGAAAGGGAGAGAGACAGAGAGAGCCCUUUGCUGAUUCCACCACCUCUCUGUCGUUUUUGUCCAUUAAGAUGGGAGAUGAGGACCGAAAUUACAGUCUUGACGAAGCACUUGUGGCUGUGGGAUUUGGACAUUUCCAAUUUUUUGUCCUUCUGUAUGCUGGGAUGGGUUUGGUUUCAGAAGCGAUGGAAAUGAUGCUUCUCUCUUUUAUAGGACCUGCAGUGCAGGCUGCAUGGGGUCUUUCAUCUCACGAAGAGAGCCUAUUAACCACCGUGGUUUUUGCUGGUAUGCUUGUUGGCACUUACACAUCGGGAAUUGUUUCAGACAACUUUGGUCGAAGGAAAGGAUUCCUUUUUACAGCACUGGUUACUGCAGGAGCUGGUUUGCUUAGUGCAUUCGCUCCAAAUUUCAUCUCACUGGUAAUUCUGCGUUGUGUGGUUGGUAUUGGUUUGGGAGGUGGGCCUGUGCUCUCAUCCUGGUUUUUAGAGUUCAUUCCGGCUUCAAACAGAGGCACUUGGAUGGUUGUUUUUUCAGGUUUCUGGACUCUCGGCACGAUUUUUGAGGCUUCACUUGCAUGGUUUGUCAUGCCAACCUUGGGUUGGAGGUGGCUACUUGCUUUCUCUGCUGUUCCAUCAUCACUACUUCUUUUGUUCUAUGGCUUGACCCCUGAAUCACCAAGGUACUUAUGCAACAAAGGACGAGCAAAUGAUGCACUAAACAUUUUGGAGAGAGUGGCAAGUAUGAAUCAGAAAAAGCUCCCUUCGGGUGUCCUAAUUUCUGGCCACCAAAUUGAGCUACGUGAAAAGCUUGAUACAUCAGAAGAUGUACACUUGCUUUCGCCAGAAAAAGUGGAGCAUAUAUCUCCCAAUGUUACAGAUUCAAAUAAUAAAGGUUCUUCAUCACUGUUUAUGCUUUUUUCACCAGAAUUAGUUCGGUCAACCCUACUCCUGUGGGUAGUAUUUUUUGGAAAUGCAUUCUCGUAUUAUGGCCUCGUUCUGCUGACCACGGAGAUGAACAAUGGCCAUAAUAAAUGUGCAGUGACCGAGGUGCAUUCCUCCCAAGAUGUUAGCUACGCAGAUGUUUUCAUCACCAGUUUUGCUGAGGUUCCUGGGCUCCUUCUAUCUGCUGCCACAGUGGAUAAAUUUGGUCGUAAGCUCUCAAUGUCGGCUAUGUUCUUCCUUUGCUCCAUUUUCCUUGCCCCGUUGGUAUUUCAUCAGGCUCCGGGUUUAACAACUGGUCUUCUGUUCGGAGCUCGCACAUGCAUUACAGCAACCUUUACAAUUGUGUAUAUAUAUGCUCCUGAGAUAUACCCUACAUCGGUGAGAACAACGGGAGUCGGAGUUGCAAGCUCAGUGGGAAGAGUUGGUGGGAUGGUAUGUCCUCUUGUGGCAGUUGGUUUGAUACAUUCAUGUCAUCAAACUGCAGCUAUUGUUUUAUUUGAGAUUGUCGUCUUUCUCUCCGGGACUUGUGUAUUGUUCUUCCCAUUUGAAACCACGGGUCGUGAAUUGAACGAUAGAGUAACAGUGCAAAACAAGUAAGAACUGUAGAUUACAUUAACCAUGUGCUGAUUUAUAUUGCUUGUACCUUCUUCCAAAGGAAUACUCAUUCAUGGAGCCAAAGAGCACCCUACCUUGGCCUGUUGUAUUGUUUGAUAUUUGAAGCCAAUUUGUUCAUAUAUAAGGAUUUGAUUGGGCUCCA